AUGAAGUUCAACAAACAAAAAUCUUCAUCGCGGAGGAAAAUAAGGAAAGCUCAUUUUUCCGCCCCUGCAGGACUUAGAAGGAAAAUUAUGUCCUCUAAGUUGUCGAAAGAAUUAAGAUUAAAAUAUAAGACUCGUUCACUGCCAAUCAGAAAAGACGACGAAGUCCUCAUUUGUAGAGGUCACAAUCAUGGAAGGGAGGGGAAAGUUGUAAAAAUAAACAGAAAGAGAUUUAAAAUAUACGUGGAAAGAGUAACAAGGGAAAAAGUAAAUGGUGAGUCGACAUUUAUAGGUAUUCACCCAAGCAAUGUUAUAUUGACGAAACUAAAAAUUGAUAAAAAUCGUAAGAAAAUUUUAGAUAGAAAAGCGGCAAAAGAGAAAGUCUAA
This is a messenger RNA of Plasmodium malariae, 384 nucleotides long. RefSeq names its product 60S ribosomal protein L26, putative. Gene Ontology annotation, cellular component: cytosolic large ribosomal subunit. Gene Ontology annotation, biological process: cytoplasmic translation; ribosomal large subunit biogenesis. The record is from RefSeq and is a predicted model, not a curated record. The coding region runs from base 1 to 384 and encodes 127 amino acids. Gene Ontology annotation, molecular function: structural constituent of ribosome; RNA binding. NCBI's taxonomy places the organism in Eukaryota, Apicomplexa, Aconoidasida, Haemosporida, Plasmodiidae. The transcript is spliced from 3 exons.